Molecule: messenger RNA, 4546 nt
Organism: Leguminivora glycinivorella
Lineage: Eukaryota; Metazoa; Arthropoda; Insecta; Lepidoptera; Tortricidae
Product: probable lysine-specific demethylase 4B
Exons: 5
Coding region: 425-3589 (1054 amino acids)
Biological process (GO): chromatin remodeling
Cellular component (GO): nucleus
Molecular function (GO): histone H3K9 demethylase activity; histone H3K36 demethylase activity
Source: RefSeq, a predicted model, not a curated record
AUUCUGUGUUGACAACUGUCAAAAUUUACUAUAGCUACCAACAUACCGGAUCUAAUCAUACCGUGGCCAGUAUUGCGUUCAGUCGAAGCUUCAUAAGCUAAAUUCAUUCAUUUAUCCCAAAACGCCAAGAACAUUAGUGUGUACGUGACCUGAUUUGACUUAUGCAUCUUCAACUGCUCGUGAAGGGAUUUUGUUGGAAGCGCAUCAUCUCGUCGGCCAUUUUACUGAUAAUGUUUUCACAUUGUUACGAAAGAUUUCUCGCGUGCUGUUAAUUAAAACAACGGACUAAAACUUGUGAUAUACAGUGAAUUUUGAUAAACAGUGUAUACGCUAAUUGACGUUAUUAUGGAAAGUGAUUUGAGACUGGAGUGAAUGAUGAAAUUGUGUUGAUUUUGGGACUCGGAAGUGUGUCUAAAAAAACACCAUGUCGACGGCAGGAGAGGAUUCUUGCAGCAGUGGGGGUGUUCCAACCAUUCAGACAUUUCGUCCUACCUGGGAUGAGUUCAAAGAUUUCAACAAAUUCAUCCAAUAUAUGGAAUCAAAGGGAGCCCACAAAGCUGGUCUUGCGAAAGUAAUACCUCCGCCCGAAUGGGUCCCCCGCAAGGCUGGAUACGAUCUUAAUGACCUAAACAUAACUAUACCCUCUCCGAUAUGUCAAGUGGUGACCGGCAAACAAGGUUUGUUUCAACAAAUCAACAUACAGAAGAAAGCUAUGACAGUGAAGCAGUUUUCGAUCCUGGCUAACUCCGCGAAGUACUGCACUCCGCGACACUCUAGCUACGAGGAUUUAGAAAGGAAAUACUGGAAAAACGUUACUUAUGUGGCUCCGAUCUAUGGCGCUGAUGUCAAUGGCAGUAUUACUGAUCCAGAUGUGAAAGAAUGGAAUAUCAAUCACCUUGGGACCAUUCUUGACUUCGUCAACUCUGACUAUGGCAUUGAAAUAGAUGGCGUCAACACAGCAUACCUUUACUUUGGUAUGUGGAAAACUACAUUUGCUUGGCACACUGAAGACAUGGACCUGUACUCAAUAAACUAUUUGCACUUUGGAGAACCAAAAACAUGGUACUGCAUUCCUCCGGAGCAUGGGAAACGCUUUGAGAGAAUUGCCUCUGGUUUCUUCCCGACAUCAGCCAAGACUUGCCAAGCCUUUUUAAGACAUAAGAUGACCUUGAUCUCACCACAAAUCCUGAAACAGUAUUCGGUUCCGAUAAACAAAAUAACCCAAGAAGCGGGAGAGAUAAUGAUAACAUUCCCGUAUGGCUACCACGCCGGCUUCAACCAUGGUUUCAACUGUGCUGAGUCAACUAACUUUGCUGCUCCGAGAUGGGUUGAAUAUGGAAAACGAGCUACUCAAUGCACCUGCAGCAAUGACAUGGUCAAAAUAUCCAUGGACACUUUUGUGAAGAGAUUCCAACCUGACAGAUAUGAGCUAUGGCUCAAAGGUCAAGACAUCGGCUGCCACCCUGAACAACCUGAAAAGAUGGUCCCUGCUCCACAUCCUUCAGGCCAAGACAUAUUAUGCAAUAAGAACAACACAGAGCUACCAGAGUCAUUUAUUGAGGCUGAAGAGGAAGGCUUAAAGAAAAAGAAGCGCCACCCACUUCAUCUCAAAAGAGCUAUGGCUAGUAAAAGCAUUUCUGAAGGUGCUAUCGCUGUGUCCAUUCUUGGAGAAGAUGUCAUGGAUGAUGCAGAAAUGACCAUGGCAGAAGGAGAUCUAGACAUGAUGACUUCUAUGAAGCGUAGACAUCUGCCAAUGGAACCAGACGACACUCAACUUGAUGCCCUAGAAGAUAUCUGGCUGAAAGGAGAUGAAAUGGACCCAUCUGAAGCCCAGUUACCUGACAUUGGCUAUAUUGACUCUGAUAGAGACUCGGAUUAUGAAGAGCCAAAAAGCAAGAAAGAAAAAGCCAAAGAGCAAAAAGGGAAAGGCAGAAAGAGUUGUGGUAAGAAAGAGACUAAACCUAAAGUUAAGAGCGAGCCAGAAAAAGAAGAAGAAACUGGUGAGGAGAAAAAGAAACCUGCGCCUACUCCAAAACCAAAAGGAGGUCGUAAGGUGAAGACCAAGAAACUGUCAAGUGAGCAACUGGAGGAUAUGGCAGCUCUUGUGUCCAGCUGGGAGUCACCACCACAUGAAGAGGCUGUUGCCAGUCCUAAAACAGAGGAGAAGUCUGAACACCCUGGAGAUCCACUACAAUUAGGUCCACAAUUGCCACCUCCUACUAAUAGUGAGGCUACAGCCCCACCAGUGAAAAAAGAAAGAAAGAAGCGAAAACCUGCAGCAGAAAAGCCAGAUAAAGAAGAAAAACCAAAAAAGGAAAAGGUCAAGAAAGAACCUGUAAAAAGAACUCCUAAACCGAAGAAGGAACCGGUUGAAGGCGAAGCUCCACGCAAGCCCAGAAAACCACGAACACCCAAAAAGAACCCUAACUUUGCAUACAACUCCCCAUUAGAACCUAUAAUGUCUAGUCCAAAAAUGUAUGCCCAUCACAACCCACCAAAAGCUUACCCACCAAACCAACCAAAUCAUAGGACCUACACAAUUCUACCACAGAAUCUGAACAGUACAGAAUAUGGCCAGAAACCUGUUUCAAAGGAGACUCCAAAGUCUUCAGCACCGUCCACAGUCAUAAGCACGCCAGUGAAGACGUACACCAGCACAAUAAUCGACCAACAACGCGUCCCUGCAGUUGUCCAGCCUAUCAAGAAGGACCCAAAUGAGUUUGUGAAUGAAUUCCAAAAAUUCUUGACACAGACGAACAAAUCUCCGCCUUUCCGCCAAAAGCAGCGGAAGCCGGCAGAAAAGCCUCCCCAGAAGCCUAAAACUCCAGAAAAACCAGCCGAAUGGCCUCAGCCUGUCGCCCAAUACAAUGACAACAUGUUUAUGGAGAACCCUGUCGAUUUCCGAACAGCCAUGCAGAAUGCAGCUGAAAGAUUGCAACCGACACAACAGCAGUUAUCUGCCGACCGAUCUCAGUGGCGACCAGAGCUAUUCUACCAGCAGAAUAUGCAGCAACCACCGCAGAACUACCCGCCUAUGUAUGGACAACUACCAUCACAGUCACCAUACUACAGACCUUUUCACACACCAUACUAUGGUUAUCCGGCAUGUCUGAACGUGUUGACAAAGCAGGAGGCGUCACCUAGCGUGGAAAAAGAAGAAGUAAAGGUGGAAGUCGAGCGGUUUAUAGACCUGGCUAGGCAGAUGGAGGCGUUCUUCCUUCAAAAAAGGUUCCUCUUGUCAGCGAUGAAACCCGAGCUCCUAGUUCGCGAGGACAACAACGAGUUGAAAUGUGAGCUGCAGCGGAAAGAAGAACUACUUCGACGGCAUUACGACAAAAUCAGCCAAUGGCAGACUUUGCUGGCCGAUCUACAGGGCCACGCGGUAUACAACAAAUGUCAAACGGCACCCCCCCUACAGCAAGCGGCUUCUCCAAUGCAGCCCUGCGGAGUGCAACAAAGUGUACAGGCUCAACAGAUGGCAGCAGCGGCCGCGGCGCAGCAAGCAGCACUGCAGCAGCAGGCGCUACAGCAGCAACAGGUACCGCGCCCGCCGCUCCCACCCGCAUACCCCGCCGUGCCCCGGCGGUAGCGAAAACCUAUAUAUCGACUCCUUACUGAUCAAACACUGCAUUAGGCCUUAAACAUACUUGUAAAUUUUACUCACGUUAGAAGGGACAAUGCUAUUUGAUAGAGUGAGAUGGCAACAGCAGGUACCGCGCCCGCCGCUCCCGCCUGUCUACCCCGUUGUAUCCUGGAGGUAGCGAAAACCUAUAUAUCGACUCUUUACUGAUCUAACACUGCAUUAGUCCUCAAAUAUACUUGUAAAUUUUACUCAUGUUAGAAAGGCACUAGGCUAUUUGAUAGAAUGAGACGGUAACAGCAGGUACCGUGCCCGCCUACCCCGCUGUGCCCCGGCGGUAGCGAAAACCUAUAUAUCGACUCCUUACUGAUCUAACACCUCAUUUGGUCUCAAAUAUACUUGUAAUUUUUACUCAUGUUAGAAAAGACAUAGCUAUUUGAUAGAAUGAGAUAGCAACAGCAGGUACAGCGCCCGCCGCUCCCUCCCGCCUACCCCGCUAUGCCCCGACGGUAGCGAAAACCUAUGUAUCGACUCCUUACUGAUCUAACACCUCAUUUGGUCUCAAAUAUACUUGUAAUUUUUACUCAUGUUAGAAAAGACAUAGCUAUUUGAUAGAAUGAGACGGCAACAGCAGGUAAAGCGCUGGGCGCUCCCGUCUGUCUACCCCGCUGUAUCCUGGAGGUAGCGAAAACCUAUAUAUCGACUCCUUACUGAUCUAACACCUCAUUUUGGUCUCAAUUAUACUUGUAAUUUUUACUCAUGUUAGAAAAGACAUAGCUAUUUGAUAGAAUGAGACGGCAACAGCAGGUACAGCGCCCGCCGCUCCCUCCCGCCUACGCCGCUAUGCCCCGACGGUAGCGAAAACCUACAUAUCGACUCCUUACUGAUCACCUCAUUACGCCUCAACACAGAAAUAGGACGGAAGAUCGGACAUGCUGUGCGUUUUGUAAUGAAUACGGCUGUCGU